AUGGCACGAAGGCUGUCUGAGAUGACAGAACAAGCCAUGCUGGAGGGGGGACGCUCUGCGCGCAAGAACAUGGAACAGGCGGGGUUCUCGGAAGACCUGAAGAAAGAGUUGGAGGAGCGAAUCGCUGCCAGCGCCUUCAAGAGUGAGCAUGCCACUGCUCAUUCCAUCGUGGACAUGCCGGAGAGCGCAGGUCAAGGAACUCGCGACAUUGCCGGAGCUCAACCCUGGGGCGGAUCGGAAAACCUUCACGACGUUACGCUCCGGAUGUUGGAUAGCUCGAAGAAGCCGCUUCGUACGCCUUAUAAAAUCCCUCAGCCGAAUCCCGUCGACAUGAGAAUAUCCCCGAAGCCCAAGAAAUCGCCCGGCCUCCGUCUCGCCGAGGCCAAAGAACGCACCUCGACAUAUACGCUGAGUCAAAGUCCCGGGGUAUCGGAUCAUGAGCGUGAAGCUAUGCGGAAGGAGAUGCGGGAAAGAUUCACCCCGGGUGCCCGUCCGAUGCCCGUCACAAUCCAAGGGCUGACAUCGCUUGCGAACGAACGGAUAGAGGAUGCAAUCGCUCGAGGCCAAUUCGACAAGAUCAAGCGAGGGAAAGGUAUCAACACCGAGACGGAUCACAAUGCAAAUAACGCAUAUAUCGACACCACCGAAUAUUUCAUGAAUAAGAUGAUCCAGAAACAGGAGCUCGUGCCGCCGUGGAUCGAGAAACAACAGGAAAUAGCAAGAGAGGUUGGCCGGUUUCGCGACCGUCUCAGAACGGAGUGGAGGCGGCAUGCUGCCAGAAAAAUUGCUAGCCAUGGAGGAUCUCUUGAGGCCCAGAUGAGACGAGCGCAAGCGUAUGCUGCUGCGGAGGCUCGCCUGGUUGAAAAGGCCAAAACAGAGAAAUCGUUUCAGGAUGGCGGUGGUUCUGAAGCUUCUUCGGUUGAACUGGAAAGCAAUCUUUCUGAAAUCUCCGCCUCCUUGGCCGAAGAGGACCCCAAUGCCUCGGCGCCAGAGACCUUGAAUACCCCUGAUACGGAAGAUGCUAGCCGUCUACCGCAUCUACCACCAUUUCGAGACCCAGAGCAUCUUGCAAUUGAGCGCUCAUUCUACGAGCUCACAAUCAAGAACCUCAACACACUUACCCGUUCGUAUAAUCUGCAGGCGCCGCCGGUCGCUCAGAAGCCGUACAUGAACUUGGAACGCGAGCUCUCGGCAUGUUACGCCGACGUAGCUCCCAGUUUGGCAGAGGAGAUUAAGAGACGGGCAACCGAGAGAGCCCGCACUCCCGAAUCGGUGGGUUCGAAGGCCAAUGGAUUGCUUGACUCCCUCAGCACGUCACCCACUGUCAACGUGUACGAGGAGGACCAGGCGAAAGGCUACGGGUUCAAACAAUUUUGGCGGGACAUGUUUUCAAAGAAGGAUUAG
Molecule: messenger RNA, 1404 nt
Organism: Aspergillus steynii IBT 23096
Lineage: Eukaryota; Fungi; Ascomycota; Eurotiomycetes; Eurotiales; Aspergillaceae
Product: DnaJ family domain-containing protein
Exons: 2
Coding region: 1-1404 (467 amino acids)
Source: RefSeq, a predicted model, not a curated record